Molecule: messenger RNA, 2455 nt
Organism: Amblyraja radiata (thorny skate)
Lineage: Eukaryota; Metazoa; Chordata; Chondrichthyes; Rajiformes; Rajidae
Product: carabin
Exons: 14
Coding region: 683-2194 (503 amino acids)
Biological process (GO): regulation of GTPase activity
Molecular function (GO): GTPase activator activity; small GTPase binding
Source: RefSeq, a predicted model, not a curated record
CCGAGACCGAGCGGUGGGCGCAUGGGCGCUGGUUACCAUGGCAACGGGCUGCCGUCCCGGCCUCUCGUCGUGUCGGGAGUUGUGGAGCCGGCGGGUGUGAGGAUCAUGCCAUGACAGAAGAUUAUGUCCUUUCCCACCCUGGUGUGGAAGUAGGCUAGUUUGUCGUGAUCAAGUUUAAAAAAAAAGUCAGAACAGAAGGUCUCCAUGGCUUUAUCUGAAGUUUGAAGGAUUGGGACAUAUGCACGAUGAACAAGGUGUAUUGGUACCAAGUUAGUGUGAGCUGAAGACUCGUACAGCAUUCGCUAAUUUGACAGGAACACCCACCUAGUUGUCAGCCUCUGGAGGGAUCUACGACUAGAAAUUGGAGAUCACUGGAAGAACAUCACUAUGAAAAACUUCGGAUAAAAGGGGCGAAAACUUCCAAAUGUUUUUCAAACGCGGAGUUCAAGGCCUGGGUGACCUCUGAUUGGUACAAGCGUCGCCCAAUCGACAGACGCGAGAGCAGCCAUUGGUCGGGGCCCGGCUUGACAAUCGCGCGUCCUGUCCAAUCGGAGGGGAGCGGGACAUCUGCGGAGGAGGCGCUAGAUUCGAAUUUGCCUUUUAUUAUUGACCGAGAAAGCGGUUCAGUGAAGUUUACCCGUUGCUGCGGCUGGAGUUUUAUAAACACAGUCGUCAACAGAACAUGAAUUGCUGCCCGUCCGAGAAGCAAUGUGUGCUUGGCUUCGAUGAGUUCGGGUUCGCCGUGUUCCGGAGACAUUGUGACAGGUGGAAGCAACAACAUCGCAGCCAUGAGUACAGUUACCCAAGUGUCAGCACUUUCAAGAUAGAAUUAUGGCAGGAGAUGUUCAGAAACUGGAAUGAGACCGAUGGAUCCUGCACAAACAAGAUACAUAGCUUCCUAGAAUCAGGAGUUCCCACUGCACUACGUGGCCAACUGUGGAAAUGCCUUUUGGGCAGUGAGCGAGUGAAAGAGAGUAGCAUUCACACCUACCAGGAUUACGUGCAAGAGCUCCGCAGCCAGCUAUCCACACUUGGUGUGAAUGAAUACGGAGUGCAGAUGGCUGUAUCCACAUUGGACGGUGCACACAAGGUGAGGGCUGGAAUGGCAGGUGGAACCAGGAAUCUAGCGCCUGCUCGAGAGCCAGAAGUCAAGAUUGAAACCUUGAGACAGAUCGUGUUGGACGUAGAGAGAUCUUUCCCCACUCACUGUUCCCUGAUGGGUAGGAGUGCAGAAGCUAAAGAAGGACAAGCAAAGCUUUUCCGUAUCCUCUCUGCAUAUGCUGAAUAUAAUCCUCAAAUAGGCUACUGUCAAGGAAUGUCAUACAUAGCAGCCAUGCUCCUAAUGAACAUGCAGGAGCAGGAUGCCUUCUGGGCUUUGGUUGUCCUACUAGAAAAACCCAAGUACCUGGCAGGAUUUUACGAGCAUUCUCUGGAUACAAUCCAAAGGCAUGCCAAAAUCUUUCAACAGCUGCUGAAACAUCGAAUGCCCUGUCUCUGGCAACAUAUGGAGAACCUGAAAGUGGCUCCAUUAUUGUUCAUCACCACUUGGUUUCUGACUCUUUUCACAUCAUUGCCCUGCUGGGACACGGUGUUGGCCAUCUGGGACUUGAUCAUUCUGUACGGCAUCAAUACAAUAUUCAGUACGGGCCUGUGCAUUCUACAGCUGCUGGAACCCCGACUUCUCGCCAUGUCUGAUGUCUCCCACCUUCUUCCCACUCUGCUACGGAUUCCUGUUGAAGUCUCCAGGUACAGUAUCCUGGUCCCGGCCCUCUGGAUGACCAAGGUGCAUAAGUGGGAGCUGGACUGCAUGCAAAGUGUUGUGUUGGAGGAAGAGGAGGAAGAGAUGAUGUCCUCAGGCAGACAAUCUAUUCAGUCAUCCACUAUGCAGAAGGCAACAAACGUGGAUAAGAAAAAUGCACCUAACCUGAAAGACGAUGCUGGGAAAAGAUCUUCGAGGUCAAGUGCAUCGACAGGAAGAGGACGACAAGAGACGUUGAAGAAUACGCUCACCAAGAUGCUAAAGAUAGCCCGAUGUUACCUGCAGGACUUGGGCCAAUUGCCCAAAGACCUGGCAACGAGUCCGUCGCAGGACAGAUCGCCGAGUGCCCGUGGUCACACAAAGUACCACGGCAGCAAAGGGGAGGCACGAAGGGUGAACAGCAGGAGAGGCAGGACUGAGAGAACAAACCUCUGAGCAUGUUGGCCUUCAGUAAGUUGCAGAACAUAAAGGACAAUUGCAUCUAGUUUAGUAAAGAAAAUUUCUUGAAGUGAAAAAUGUUGAAUCCUCCAUUAGGUGACCUUGUUUGUUAUUUGUUUGUAUACUUUCUUACCUAAAAUAACGUUCUCUUUUAGACGUAUUUUGUAAAAGGCACCCUGUUUUGUAGCUGGCUUGCUGGCAUCGACUGAAAUGUACUGUCAGGAUUUAUAAAAAGAAAAGGAUUUAACUUCCUUUCAA